UUCUGCAAUAAAUAGCACUGGAAUUAAUUGACCAGUCAGUUUACAAAAUGUCGCUUACUCAGUGGUUGAAAACGGGCUCUGUUAAGACCCGUACACCAGUUACUCCAGGUUUACCUGACCCAGCUGAGUGCAUUUCUACACAAGAUGCUUUGAUUGUUCAGACAGCAAAUGAUGCAGUUGAUACAGUUGUAUCUGCACCUUCACGCAAAAGAAAGAGAGGCGACUACAUCAAUUACGACGAAGAGACUCGUGCUAAGAUUGCACGGUAUGCAGUAGACAAUGGGGUAGCACGUGCUUCGAGAAAGUUUACCUCAGACCUUGGCAGAAAAGUCAGUGAAACUACAAUCCGUAGUAUGAGAGACACCUACGUCAAAUUAAAGAAGAAAGUUGGUACAGAACUUGCCACACUACCACAUUCCCCUCGCGUGAAUCCCUUACUCCUUGGUGAUCUAGACACAAAAGUACAGGAUUGGAUCCGUAAAGUUCGCAUCAACGGCGGUGUCAUCAACGCAAGGAUCGUCAUGGCCGCUGCAGAAGCAAUUGUCACCAAAUUUGCUCAUCAUCGUCUAGAACGUUACGGUGGUCACAUCACAAUUACAAACACCUUCGCCACGUCACUACUCCGUCGCAUGCGAAUUGUAAAACGCAAAGGGACCAAAGCAGUAAAACACCUACCCAAUGAUUUCGACGACAUUCGCCAGGAGUACAUCUCUAAAAUCAACAAUGUCCGAGAAAAACACAACAUCCCAGACACUCUGAUCAUCAACUGGGAACAGACAGGUUGUCAGCUUGUACCAGGCGGCGACUGGACCAUGGAGAAAAAAGGUACGCAACAGAUCAGCAUUUCAGGCUUAGACGACAAACGCCAGAUUACCCUUCUUCUUGCAGUCAGCAUGAGUGGCGAUCUUCUCCCACCACAACUCAUCUACCCAGGAAAAACUGACCGUUGUUUACCAAAGGGAGUCGACUUUCCGUCAACCUGGGAUGUCAUCUGCACAGAGACACACUGGAGCAACGAGGACACUAUGAUGCAGUUCGUCAACAAAGUCAUAGUACCGUAUGUUGAUGAAAUCAGAGACUCUAUGCCACUCAACAACUCAACAACACAGAAAGCUAUCGCCAUCUUCGACGUCUUUAAGGCACACCGUGGUGAGAGACUGCUUAAUCUACUUAAAGACAACGACAUCGUUCCUCUGUUUGUUCCAGCGUGUACUGAUCGACUUCAACCACUAGAUCUCUCAGUCAACAGAGAGUAUAAAGAACAGCUGAAAUCCUAUUUUCACGACUGGUAUUCAGCAGAGGUCAUCCACCAGAUCAACGAACAAGAAGACAGUACUGGGGAAAUUGCACCUGACAACGUUGUAGUCAACAUGAGAACCUCCGUCCUUAAGCCAAUACACGCCAAUUUGAUAGUGUCAUCACACAACAAGAUGUCAACCCGUAAGGACCUAAUUCAGCUAGGUUUCCGCAAGGCCGGUUUAUUAUGA
Messenger RNA from Mytilus trossulus (common blue mussel), 1487 nucleotides. RefSeq lists its product as uncharacterized. Gene Ontology annotation, cellular component: nucleus. NCBI's taxonomy places the organism in Eukaryota, Metazoa, Mollusca, Bivalvia, Mytilida, Mytilidae. The record is from RefSeq and is a predicted model, not a curated record. Gene Ontology annotation, molecular function: DNA binding. Bases 48 to 1487 code for a protein of 479 amino acids. The transcript is spliced from 2 exons.